UUUCGUUCCCGAACUCGAGCCCCUCCCCAUCCGGCCCCCAAACACCUGAGCUUCAAGUUCCGCGCGUGGAUUCCUCCUUGCUACCGAGCCUCUCCCUCCCGAGUCGGGGCUGGAGUUCCUGCUUGAUGGGAGACCCCCGGCAUCACGCGCCCCUAUUCCUAGUGACCUCUCCCGACGGAGAUGGGAGGAAAAACUGUUGAGAUAAUUUCUUCAGGAUCAUCAGUGAGGUCCUCAUAGACAUUAAAUUCAAAGGAUACCAUGAUGACAGGCAUGAAUGGAAAUAACUCUGAAACAACAGCAUUCAAUCAAGUGGCAAUGGACCCUGCAUUUCAGAUGAUAACAGUUACCAAGGCAAUAGGUUUAGGCCUGAAUAUUGUGGGAGGAAUUAACCGGAAUGAAGGGCCCCUGGUAUAUAUUCAGGAAAUAAUUGCUGGAGGAGAUUGCCAUAAGGAUGGGAGGCUAAAGCCAGGGGAUCAGCUCGUCUACAUAAAUAAGGAGUCAUUGAUUGGUGUUUCAUUUGAAGAAGCCAAAAGCAUAAUUACAAGAGCAAAAUUAAGAUCAGAAUCUGCUUGGGAAAUAGGGUUCAUAAGACAAAAGCUUAGCUCAAAUCAGCAAGAAACUACACAACGUUCAUCUCUCUUGUCAUCUACGGAAGGAUGUGAGACUCAGGUUUCAACAUCUUUUAAUGUCCUUUCUCAUCAUGAAAACUUUGAUCAAAAGAUGUCAUCCACUCCCAUUACUGUAGAUACCACCUUAAUGUCUUUAAAAAAAAAUCAGAUAAAAACCGGAUUCAAGAAAAGAGAGCCAUCUCCAAUUACUUCUCCAAACAACAGCCCCACGGAUGUAUCUAAUCCAAAUAUCAACCCCAACUGGCCUAAUGAUACUGGACUACAAGGAGAGAAUAUUUCCUUAGAUCCCUCAAUUCGCCUUAAGAUUGAGAAGCUAGAGAUGGCCCUAAAUUAUCUUGGUAUUCAGCCCACUGAGGAGGAGCACAAGGCCCUGAGGCAACAAGUGCAAAUAGACUCCAAGGGAACUGUGUCUUUUGGAGAUUUUGUCCAGGUUUCCAGAGAACUAUUCCGUUUACAGCUGAAUGAAGUAACCAUCGGGCAAAAAUCCACAAUGCUUAGUGCCCGUGAGAUUUCCCAUUUAUUAGAAUCACAGCUUCUUCCCCAUGAUUCUUCAGAAAUGGAUGAAGUAGAAAAGCUUAAACAUGAAAGAAAUGAUGCUUUAAGAGAAGUCAGCAAACUCAAGGAUAAGCUGCUAGAAUCAGAAAAUCAAAGAAAACAGUUAACUGAAGAGCUCCAGAAUGUGAAACAAGAAGCUAAAGCCGUGGUGGAAGAAACAAGAGCCCUGAGAAGCAGGCUUCAUCUUGCCGAAGCAGCGCAGAGGCAGGCCCAUGGCAUGGAAAUGGACUACGAGGAAGUGAUUCGUCUCUUAGAGGCUGAAAUAAAGGAGCUAAAGGCUCAGCUGGCUGAUCACACUGGCCAGAGCAAAGAAAGUUUUCAAGACUUAAGAAAGAGAAUCACAGUGUUGGACUGCCAACUACGGAAGUCAGAAACAGCUCGGAAAACCUUUGAACUCACAACUGAGAAGUUGUUGAACUUUGUGGAGACAAUCCAAGAAGUUCUUUCUGAUCAUUCUUCUUCCUUGUCAAAUUUCAGUGACCGAAGAUCAAUAUUAGGUUCUCAAACACUAUUCCCACAGCUUGGAAGGAAUGGACGCAAUGUGACAGCAAAUCUGGUCCAGGAAUCCAGGGAGCUUGCUAAAUCUGUCCGUGCCCUUCUGGAUGUGGACCGUUUACCUUAUGGAUGGGAGGAAGCUUACACAGCAGAUGGAAUCAAAUACUUUAUCAAUCAUGUAACACAGACUACAUCAUGGAUUCACCCUGUGACAAGUGCUCUGAACUUGUCCUGUUUGGAGGAGAAUGAAGAAGAUUGCCCCAGAGACCGUCCCAACCAAAAGAGCUGAUGGUGUCUUUUAGAGAAUAGAGCCACAGGAUAGAGCAGCAUUAUUUUCAGAAUAGCUUCAACUGACAUCCAGUAUGCAAUGGGGACAAACUGUAUGCCAUUUGCAGAAGUUGUGAAGUAGGGAACAAUGAAUUUAUCCUGUUUGUUUAAACCAAACAUCCCAUGUAAGUGUUUCCCAUGCACAUUUCCUGUUCAGUUCAUUUCAACACUUUCCUAUAGGAUAAUCGACUGGUAAUAUGCCAAUCAUUUUGAUCUAUUCAGAUUUUUCUAAAUCGCAAGGAAUUUGCAAAACUUAUUUGAACAAUUUUUCCCCCUUUUAGUUGUAAUAACUUUGAAAAUUAUUUGUAUUUAAAUCUUCUACUGAAAAAAAUGUGUGAAUGUUUUCACAUUUUCAUUGGAACAUUAUUUGAUAAUACAUUAAUUCUUUAAAUUUAUUUUUCAUCAUAAUUUUCAGUGCAAGUUGUUUUGUUUGCUCACCAAAAGUGAGGAAGAAUCUGAAAUGCCCAUCUAAAAAUACUGAGGAGUUCACAAAACAUUAUUGCAUAAAGGAAUGCUAUUUAUAGCAGCUAGUUUCAUAUCUAUUUCAUUAUGGCUUCACAUAGUAGUGGGUAUAUAUGAGUCACCCAUCCUCUCUACAUAAUUCUACUCCUUUCUUGAAGCAUCUUUUUCAUUCAUUCAUUCAGCAAGUAUCUGUAGAGUGCCUGUUGUUUUCCCCCCUUUCUUCCAUUUCUCUACCAUGCAGAGGAAAAUUUCAUGAAAUUUUUUCUAGCAGCUGAGGGCAAGGCUUCAAACUAAAAUAGAAUAUUCAGUCAGAAAAGCUCCUAAAAUGGAAGUGGCGUUUCUUGAAUUUGGGGAUGGGAGGCAAGUAGAAAGACAAUUUGUCAGCCAAACAAUUAUGACCUCAUUGCCUACACGAGACUCAGAAUUGGCCUUUUGGGUUUCCAUCAUUCACUUGUGUUUACUGAAAGGCAGCCUGGAAUGGUGGCUAGAAAGUGGGCUCUUAGUCUGAAAGACCUCAGCUUAUGUACCACCUUUGACCCUACUCACUCUGUGACUCUUAACCUCUCAGUGCCCCUCAAGCAAUUUUCUAAGACUUGAAGCUACAGAGAAGUUGCCCUUUGCUUUAGGAGAAUAAGUUCCUUACCAGAAGUUUGUUUCACUGAUAAAAUCAUAGUUCUGGGGGGUUUUUAAGUGCCUAAUACUUACAACUAUUCAUUAGACUUUUAUUUUAUAUAACAAUGACUCCUAGAAUAACUCUAAAAGUAAUGGGCUGCUGACCCUAAGCUUCAAACCAUUCCUUCCACAUACACUAGGAUAAAAGGGAACAACAUGCACACUCACACAAGGCCAGAUGAAAAAGGCAGUGAAUACUUAGAUGCUUUAACCUGCUUUGUUUUAAAAUCAGCUUCAUUGUGAUAUGGAACUCUUAAUCCAUGAGGUUUAAAAGGAAUUUGGGUAUACAAUGCCAUAAAGCCUAGUUUCUAGACUGACUUCCAUCAGCCAGAAAUCUCUUUUAAAUUUGCAGUGCAGUAAGAUGAUAAUUGGUGAUCAUAAUUAAGUCUCUGAAGUGCUGCAAGAUUCCAAGUGUAUUCCCCAACAGGUCAGUCAGCAAGUAUUUAUUAGCACCUACUGCAUUCUAGGUAACUGUAUUAUGCCCUGAGAAUACAAAAAAAAAA
Molecule: messenger RNA, 3643 nt
Organism: Sarcophilus harrisii (Tasmanian devil)
Lineage: Eukaryota; Metazoa; Chordata; Mammalia; Dasyuromorphia; Dasyuridae
Gene: STXBP4
Product: syntaxin binding protein 4
Exons: 17
Coding region: 259-1968 (569 amino acids)
Biological process (GO): insulin receptor signaling pathway; regulation of insulin secretion involved in cellular response to glucose stimulus
Cellular component (GO): cytoplasmic vesicle
Molecular function (GO): syntaxin binding
Source: RefSeq, a predicted model, not a curated record